AUGGCUAAAUCUGGAAAAGAGAAUGGAGAAGAGGAAGUAUCAACAGAGUUAGAUGCGCCAAACCUUUGCUUAUUCCACAUAACAGGUUCUAACCCUGGUCGGUUUACAAUCCUUAAGCAACCAGCGGUUCUCCAAGCCUACGCCUCCAUAAGCUUCUGCAAAGAGCUUACCAUUUCACCGAGAUGUUUGCCUCUUCUUGUCCCUCAUCUUGGAGAUAAGCAAGUCAGCUCAGACUCAGAAAAGUUUUCCAUCAAUCUGGUGGAUAAAAGAGCCUUUGCAAUAGCUAGUACUUAA
Molecule: messenger RNA, 294 nt
Organism: Microthlaspi erraticum
Lineage: Eukaryota; Viridiplantae; Streptophyta; Magnoliopsida; Brassicales; Brassicaceae
Source: the annotation of a GenBank genome assembly